AGUUUUUUGAGAAACCACUAUAGCGGUUUGUCUGAUGUUAUUUUAGCGGUUUGUCUGAUGUUAUUUAGCGGUUUGUUUGAUGUUACUAGCGCGCUAAUGAGAAACCAUUAAACAGCGUUUCGUGGGGAAAUAUAUUUUCAAGUAUGUCGCUUAUUUUAUGAUUACAAGCGAAUUUAUUAUUUUUAAUUAGGUUAUUUAUUGAUUAACUAUAAUUUGCUGGUAAUUCAACUGUUUACCAAUUCACCACGUUUUUUACAAUAUUUUGGAAUUAUUGGAAUGAAAAAAGUGAAAAGUGGUGCCACUAAAAGAAGAGAAAAAGCUGCAGCCAUGGAGAAAAUCAUGAAAUACCCCAAACUAACACAUUUUUUAAAACCAGCAGUUCCGGCUAGCAGUGUUUUGAUAUCAACAAAUAAUUUUGAUUGUGAUUAUUUGGGUACUAGACUAGAGUCAGAUGGGUUAAUCUAUGACUCAAAUGCAAAGUCAAAUGUAAGUCAUGGUUUAAUCUGUGAAUCAAAUGCCACAACAAAUCCACUAAUAUUUCUCAGUGAUGAUCCUUCUGAUUGGCCUGAUAAUGUUUCUGACGCUCAGAAGUGUGAUGUUGUUAAACGAGGUUUAAAAAAGAUUGAAAUCGACUUUCCAAAAAAUUCAGAAAGAAGACGAUUUUCCAUGAGUUAUUAUAACCGCAAAAUGAAAAAUGGAGAAAUCUUUGAAAGAUCAUGGCUUAUAUAUUCUUUAAAUAGUGAUAAAGUGUUUUGUUUCUGUUGCAAACUUUUUGGGAUAACUUCUUCACCCUUUCGAAAAGGAAUAAACACGUGGGAAGGCUUAUCAAAAAAACUUAAAGAACACGAAACAUGCAGUGCGCAUUUAAAAUGCUUUGAACAUUGGAUGACAUUACGAAAAGGCAUAGCAAAUCAAGCUACCAUAGACGAGCAACAACAAAAGUUGCUUCAUAAAGAGCGGGUAUUUUGGAGAUCUGUGUUGGAAAGGAUACUGGACAUUACGUUAUUUCUUUCAUCAAGAAAUCUUGCAUUCCGUGGAUCAGACACGGCAAUUGGUUCAAAGAGCAAUGGAAAUUUUUUUGGGGUGUUUGAAUUACUGGCUAAGUACGAUGCCGUCUUUAAGGAGCUUCUGUUAAGAAUUCAGGACAAAAAAACAAACGCUCACUAUUUGAGCAAUGACACACAGAACGAGUUGAUUAGAUGUUUAGCGCAGGAGAUUGAAUCAGAAAACCUUUCUAUGGUAAAAAAAGCAAAAUACUAUUCGGUUAUUUUAGAUUGCACGCCAGACGUUUCGCACAAAGAACAAAUGAGCAUAAUUUUAAGAUCAGUGACAUGUACUUCUAGAGUUGGUAUUAACAUUUCCGAAAAUUUCUUUGGAUAUCUCACAGUAAAUGAUACCACUGGAAAAGGGCUUUUGGAUGCCUUUUUAAAUCAGGCAAAAAAAUGGGAUCUAAAUAUUCUUGAUUGUCGAGGCCAAUCUUAUGAUAAUGGUGCUAACAUGAAAGGAAAACUUAAAGGUGUUCAAGCCAGGCUUCUAGAAAUGAACCCAAAGGCUAUAUAUGUUCCAUGUGCAAAUCAUUCACUGAAUCUUGUUAUUGUUGAUGGUGCACUGUCAUCUAUCAGUGCAAUAUCUUUUUUUGGAGUUCUUACAAGAUUGUAUACCCUCUUUUCAUCGUCUCCUCCUCGAUGGGAAAUUUUAAAAUCGUGUGUGGAAAUUUCUGUCAAACCACAAUCAGAUACAAGAUGGGAAAGUAAAAUAAACUGUGUUAAACCACUUCGCUAUUAUCUGAAAGAAAUUUUAUAGGGCACUCGACAGAUUGGAAAAACUUUCCUUUGAAAAGAAAGAUGGGGCAACAGCCACAGAAGUACGAUCUCUGAUUGAAUAUAUUAGGACAUGGCCUUUCUUAUUAUCAAUCAUUAUUUGGUAUGACGUUUUAUUUCAAAUCAACAAAUCAAGUAAGCUUCUUCAGUCUUCUACAACCUCUCUUGACAUAUUGGCUAGUGAAAUAAAAGCAACAAAUACAUUUCUUCAUGAGUAUCGUGAGACUGGAUUUACUGACGCACAUAUUAAAGCACAAGAAAUUGCAGAGGAAUUGGGCAUUGAAAAGAUUUUUCCAACAGUGCGCUUACGAAAAAAAAAAAAAAUGUAUUCAUACGAGUGUGCUGAUGAAACUCGGCAACCUGAGCAUCAGUAUAAAGCAGAUUUCUUUUUGCCACUCAUUGACAUGUCAAUUGCAUCAGUAAAGGAGCGUUUUGAACAGGUCAGUAUCUUCACAAAUCUUUUUGACUUUCUUUACCGGUCUGAGAGUCUUAUCAAAGCCUGUAAUGAAAAUUUUCUUACUGUAUUUUGCACAAAUUUGCAAACGAAGCUCGGGGAUAUAGAUUCUGAGGAUUUGGAAAUGGAGUUGAAACGAUUUGUCAUAGUUGUACAAGAGGACAAAAAUACAAACCUGAAAUCUGCAUAUGACUUCCUUAACUACGUCUACAAAGAAGAGCUGCAGGAAACUUAUCCUAAUCUAGUUAUUGCGUUACGCAUCAUUCUUACUUCUCCAGUAACUGUUGCAAGUGCAGAACGUAGCUUUAGCAAGUUAAAAUUAAUUAAAACAUUUCAUAGGUCAGUAUAAAUACUCUUACUUCCUUAUACCUAAACACAUAUAACUAUAUUUCUUUGUAUCUUUAUGUAGGUCAACAAUGGUCGAUGAACGUUUGUCUUCCCUAGCAAUGCUGUCAAUCGAGAACGAGGUAGCAAGGAAAUUAAGUUAUGAAGGCUUAAUAAAUAAGUUUGCAAGUAUGAAAACACGACGCAAACCUUUUUUUUGACCUGUGAAUGCCUAAUACAUUCACAGUAGUCAAAGAAACUUUUUGUUUUAAACUCUUAAUAAAUAUAACAAUUAUAAAAUAUACUUAAUUAAAUUAAAGGGUUAA
Molecule: messenger RNA, 2924 nt
Organism: Hydra vulgaris (swiftwater hydra)
Lineage: Eukaryota; Metazoa; Cnidaria; Hydrozoa; Anthoathecata; Hydridae
Product: zinc finger MYM-type protein 1-like
Source: RefSeq, a predicted model, not a curated record